AUGUCACGCAGUUCCCCUCUGGUGCCGUGCUCUUGCUGUAGUUCUCUCGUUUCUCCCCAAAUUACACCCUCGGCUUCCUCUGCUUCUCUGCUUUCCUUUCCUGCGUGUUUUUGUUCGUGUCCUCCCUCUUCCUGUCCUUCCUCCCUUCCUUCUUCUCUUCCAGCCCUCUUCCGUAGUCUUCGGCCGCCGUAUGCAGAAUCCGCCAUGUCUGUAUCAGGGUCCAAAAGGCCGCCCUCAAGCUUCCGUGCCACAACAGGUUUCGCCCUGCGGCAGAGACCCGCGUUUCACGCGGCACAUGCACACUACCUUCCAGUCGCCCGAGCUGUCUCCGCUCCCAGGAGUCGAGCGGUAGCCUCCUUUCCAACUCAAGCUGGCGUCUCUUCUCCGUCAUCUUCAGAAUGCCACAGUCUGGUGCCUUCCCUUCGUGGUAUCUUGUCGAGCCUCCCCCGUCACUUCCUGAGAGUUUGCAACUUCGCCGCUGCGUACAGUCCCCGUUCGUUCCUCUCCGCAUGCACCGUGCAUGCUUCCGCUUCGGCCUCGCGGCCGUCUUACGAUUCCUCCCCUUUUCCGCUGUCUCUGUCUCUCACCGCGUCGUCUUCUCCCUCUCUGCUGGUCGCCCCACUUCGCCUUUCGCUUCCGCGUUCUUCCGCUGCUCGCCUCCAUGGCGUGUCACAGGAAGUUGAGACAGCGCGCCCUGCCUCGCCGUCCUGGGAUUGUAGUGCAUCCCCGGAGUCUGCGAGGCGCCAUGCGAUUCAGCCUCCCCUGCUUUCGCUCCCGUCGCUUGGCGGAACCAAGCGGCUUCUGUCUCAGCUCAUGCGCCGGCUUGUCGGCUCGGCGUUUCUCGCUCUCCCCGUCCUGUUCUUGCUGUCUCAGGAGACGCCCCUCUUCGCUGUCUAUCCCGAGCGCCGCGUGGCGGUUCGCCUUUCCUUGCUGCCUCGAGGCGAGCGGGCGGAGCCCGAGGAGGAGACACGAGAAGAAGGCGAGGCAGAGGGCCAGCGCGAAAGAACGGAUGGCGGGACUCAAGUAAGGGGAGGAUGCGAGAGGGACGGAAGCGAGGGAGGCUCGGGAGUGGAGUCUCUUGCGAGGGAAUCCAGAGACGGAGAGAUCCUAGAGAGGGGAGGAGACGCCGAAAGCAGAAACCAGGGGGACGACGGGUUCGCCCCCCCCUUGGUGAGUGCAGGCGAGGGGAAAACGCCAGGCAGCAGCGACGUGUCUCGGGAGAAAGCGCCUGCGGAGCUGUCGCUCCCGGGACACGAGACCAUCAGUCUGCAGGCGGCUUCUUCAGACGCCAGCGCAAAUAGCGGGGCGAGAGGCGCACGGGAGCGGCAGGAUGACAACGGCGAAGACGCCGGGGAGGGGACAUUUGUUUUGGCGUCGCCGUGGGCAGUGCAAGCUUUCUCGCGAGGCGAUUUGGUCUAUUUCCGGCACCCGAUGGAUUCCAAGUGCAAACUGCUGCUGCGCGUGGUGGCGGUGGCCCACGACGUGAUUCGGGUCUCUGCAAGUUCCCUGCUGUCGAUACACCCCACGCUGAGGAAGCAGCUUCUCGUGUUUGGCGAGCCGCGUGUCGUGGACGCGAACGGCGUGCCGUUUCGCUGCGACGUUUCGUACGAUUUCUUGAUGCACCUUGUCGACUGCUGCAACGAGGAGAUUCUCGCCGCCGCGUACCAGGGGAAAAGGGCGAGGUGGUUUUCAUUCCAGCCCGCCGGCGAAAGCGAGGCAGGUGCGACGGAGAAAGGCGAAGCCGAGAGCGGUUCAGACAUUUUCGUGGAACUGAAAAUCCCAGCGGGGAGCUGCUGGUUGGAAGCAGAUGCGGAUACCCCGAGGAACGCUCCCGCGCCGCGGCGGCCUAUGAGGGAUCGGCACAUGCAGUCUGAGAAGGCGAAAACGGAGGAGGAAUCAAAGAGUUUGCCUGCGAAGAGAGAAGAGGACCUCGCGGGUGGGAAGGCUGCCUCUCCCUUCGCUCCCGCAUCUGUCUUACCCUCUUCCCUUGUCUCGUCCACGCCUGAUGCGUGCCAGGCCAGCGAGUGCUGGACAAGAGGAGGGGACCUGGAAGCCUGCCUUCCGCCGAUGUGUCAGGAUAGCUACUCGUUCGGACUGGCCCCAGUUGGCCUCAUUCAGGGUGUCGUGUACGCGAUCCUUCCUCAUACCCACUCUGAAGGAGAAGCGCAGCUUCUCCUCUGCCAAGCCUUUCUCUCUUCCCUGGUUGCCGAAGCUCGCGAGUCGCGUCUGCUCACAUGGUCUGCGUCCCUGGGAGAGAAGGCAAAGCGCGCCGUGGCCAAGGCGGAGGCGUAUCUGGGUGGGCUGAGAGUCAGAGAAGACGAACAAGCCAGUGGCAAGGCUGCAUGCGCGCCGCUAUCGCGCCCCGAUGAGAGGCAAGGGAGCGCCCAGUGUCGGUCGAGGCUGGAGGAGGACAGUGAGUUGGGGUCUUGGCAGAGUGUCCCUGUGACAGGCGCGAGCGAGGAGGAAAACACUUUGCACAGAGAGGAUAAAGAGACGGGUGCAGAGGCGAAAGCAUCACGAGCAACGGCAGAGCCUGGCGAAGACACCAAAGGUCAUGGCCCUCUGUGUCCGGAAGCCGAGAGCGGACGGGCGGGGGGACUCGCCGUGCCGCCUUUGCCGAAUCUUCACAUUGUUCUUCCGACCCAGAGAGCCGAUGCGCGUGAAGGGGAGGGACACGACGUGAUGGAAACUGAGAGGCACAGAGAGGAACACGGGAGACCAGAAGAAAGGGGAGAAGGGCGCAGGGAAGCGGGCGAGACAAAGGCGAAUGGACACCAGGAGGACGGAGAGAGGGAACCGGAGAGAAGCGAUGAUAGCGAAGGUGAGGGACUUGACGAAGUUGAAGAAGCACCCUUGAUGUAUCGCCUGCUCAGUCGAGCAACGCAGUGGCUUAUCGCGCAUGCAGACAUGCGAGGUCUCGCGCUCCCCGACGAUAACCCCGUCUCCUCAAAAGGGACGAUUGUUGUUGACUGUAGCGAGUACAGGGGCGAAAGACACAAGUAG
Molecule: messenger RNA, 3003 nt
Organism: Neospora caninum
Lineage: Eukaryota; Apicomplexa; Conoidasida; Eucoccidiorida; Sarcocystidae
Exons: 1
Coding region: 1-3003 (1000 amino acids)
Source: RefSeq, a predicted model, not a curated record